Heterobilharzia americana is the source of this 2178-nucleotide messenger RNA. NCBI's taxonomy places the organism in Eukaryota, Metazoa, Platyhelminthes, Trematoda, Strigeidida, Schistosomatidae. The record is from the annotation of a GenBank genome assembly.
AUGGAAUGGCGAAAUUGUUUUAGAAGUCUUUUAUUCUCUAACCCCCUACCACGAAUACUAACAGGUACUAAUAAUGGAAAUCAUGGAGAAACUGUCGUCGUCGAUUAUAGCUCUCCAAAUAUUGCUAAACCGUUCCAUUUGGGUCAUUUUCGGGCUACGGUAACUGGAAAUUUUGUUCAGAAUAUCAAUGAAGCUUUUGGACAUAAAGUGAUUGGAAUAAAUUAUAUCGGAGACUGGGGCAGUCAGUUUGAUAUACUGACUUCAGCGUUUUCAAAGUAUGGAGAUGAGAUUGAAUUUCAGAGAAAUCCUACGGAACAUUUGUACAAAAUCUAUGUACAAGCCCAUCGUGAUGAGCAGUUGUUGCUUAGUGAAAGGCAGAUUGCUCAUGGGAUAAGCGAUGGAAGUGAAGUGACAUCGCUACAGUCAAUGGCAGGCAACCAAACGGAAGAACAAUCUCGUAACACAGACUUUUGGCAACGUGUUCGCAAAGUAACUUAUGAGGAGUUAAAAUCGAACUAUAAACGCAUGAAUAUUCACUUUACAUCUUUUGAGUAUGAGUCUGAUUAUGUGAAGAAAGCUCAUCUGGUCGUUGACAAAUUGUUGGCAAUGGGUUUGGCAUUCAAAAGUCGUGAUGGAUUGAUAUGCAUAUCAACGGAAAAAGCCGAUGACGUAAACUUUUCAAAACAAAAUAUUGUACUGUUGAAGAGUGAUAAUUCGACGUUAUACUUGACUAGGGAUAUCGCAGCUGCUAUUACUCGGUUUAAUGAAUAUCAAUUUGACAGAAUCCAUUAUGUGGUUGAAAUUGGCCAACGCUUACACUUUCAACAACUACAAUAUGUACUUACACAAAUGGGUUACAAUUGGCCUGUUUUGUCAGUGAAAAAUGAUAAUUUUGUUGACUAUGGUAGUCAGUCUGCACGUGAUCUUCUGCAUGUACCAUUUGGUCGUAUAUUGGGUAUGAGUAGUAGAAAAGGUGAAGGAUUAUUUCUAUCUAAUAUUCUAGAUAAUGCUCAACAAUUUAUGCUCAAUAGAAUGAAGUUAUCAAAGAAUACACGGGUGAUUCAAAACGAAUCUGCUGAUUGUGCGUCACUAAGCCAAGAAGACAUAGCUGAUCAUCUAGGUGUAACAUGCCUAGUAACGACAAUGUUUGGUAAUCCACGUCUAAGACCGAUCAAACUGAAUACAUUUCUUGGUUUACCAGUUACAACAGCGAAUAUUCCCUUAUCGACAACGUCAUCAAAGGGUGGAGAAUUAUGUGGACUGACUUUGCAGUACUGUCAUGCAAGAUUAUGCAGCCUUGAAUCUCGUAUGAUUUCAGCUGGUUUACUUCCAUCAAGUGUUUGCACAGACCAAGGUGUAACUGCUUACGAUGUUGGUUGCCUCAUACAUGAAUAUGAUCAGCUAGUACAAUGGCCUCCAGAAACUGUGAAUGAACAAUGUUUUAUAACACUAGCCAAUGAGUUGUGCAGGUUUUCGUCGGUACUCCAGACUGCCUAUUCAAACUAUGAACCUCAUUGUAUACUUCAGUAUGCUUUGGAACUUGCUUCUGCUGUAAAUUGCUCUUGGAAACGUUUACCAGUUCUGACAUGUUCAAGAAAAGAGGAUCAAAUGCGUAUUUAGACAAAUAUGGACAUGAAUAUGGUUGUGAAAAUUUUAGAGAUAACACAAAGAUUGCAAAAGAAUUCUGUUGAGCCUGCCAUCAUUCAGUAAUCAGUAGAUAUUGAAACACAGAUCCAACCCAUCAACUAAUAAGUAGGAUAAUGAACAACUAUAAAGCGAGAGGUCGAACAGAGAAAUGGCUAAUAGGAAAUCCUAUGUAGUCAUUGAUACAACAAACAAAGAAGACUACCAGUCAGUUUGUCAGGAAAAACUACUAAAAUCAUUCAUAAGAAAGUUCCAAUAGCUUACUUCAUACUGAAGUUAGUACUGAUGAUAUUGCCUAGAAAGAUAAUGAAGGCUUCACGAUUAAACUAUUCAACUCAGAGAACGGAACAGAACUAAAAUCAUCCACCUGAAUUAAACGUACUUUUCAUCAUUUCAAAACGCAAUAAUUUUGAUCUAAUCUCCUGCAUAUCUACAGAAAUACCUCAUUGAAAAGUAACUUUCCAAUAAGCAAUGGACAUGGGAUAUUAUUUGUAGAGUGAAAUAAGUCGAAUAAGUGAUAAACGAUACCUAUCA